AAACGUGCUCCGUUUAGACUUGAUUCGACUUUAUUUUCACAGAACAGCAUAGUAUGCGUACCGCUUAUAUCAGCCUGAUUUUAUUUUUUUAUCUGGUGGUCAGUAACAAGGGGGACAAUGACGAUUCAGGUGUUAUUUUACCAAGCAUGUGUGAGGUGUGUAAGUUCUUUGUCACUGAGCUUCAAAGCAGACUAGAUGAAACUGGAAAAUCCAAAGAGACAUUACAUGUGGGCCAUGGUUUAGACAAGAAAAAGAAGAUUGUGUACAACAAAUCCGAACUGAGGCUAACAGAAGCACUGACUGACCCACAUAUAUGUGACAAAAUCCUGGAAUAUAAUGUCCACAAGGAGAGAUCGGGAAGCAAUAGAUUUGCCAAAGGCCGCAGUGAAACCAUGGACACAUUACAUGGAUUGGUAAAUAAGGGGGUGAAGGUAGAGUUAGGAAUUCCCUAUGAAUUGUGGGAUUCUCCAUCUGCUGAAGUCACAGACAUGCAGCGCAAGUGUUUUAAGAUGGCUGAGGAAUAUGAAGAUGAGAUUGAAAACUGGUAUUACAAACACCAAGACAAGGAUUUAAUGAAUUAUCUGUGUGCCAACAUUAUCCUUAGGAAAGACGAUAACAAGUGCUUAACAGAGAAGUAUGUACCUAAAGGAGAGACAGAAGAGGGAGAUAAAAAAGAAAAAUCAUCAAAAAAGGAGAAAAAAAAAUCAAAGCCAAAGGGAGAUGAAGGAGAAAAGGAGGCUAAAGAUGAAUUAUGAUACCUCCAUGAAGUAGAAAAAUGGCAUCAUCUGACACCAAUGUGUUCCCAAAUGAUUCCUUCCUAUUUACUAGUGCUUGUCUUCAUUCCUUCCAAGUUGUAACAAUUUACUACAUGCAAUAAACUAUUAAAAUGAAUUUUUAAAAUUCAGAUAAGCUGAUAUGGAUAGUAAUAUUGUUUCAAUUUUUCAGUGCUUAUACUGUAUGUGAGUAAGUUAUUUUGUAACUGUAAGGUCGUUUUGUGUUCUUUUGUAAGUAUGUAACAUGGAUCCUUAUAUUCAGUGAUGCAUUCUGUUUAUUUUUUUUUUGGGGGGGGGGGGGGUCUCCCUCAUGUAGACAAUUAUUGUUGGUGAGGAGAUAAUGUUUUUUAUUCAGAUUAUUUGUUCUUAUACAGUAAAACAUGCUUAUAACAAUGUGCCAGGGCAAGCAAUUUUGCCUCAUUAUAAAUGUAAUUUGUUUUAUCUGUUAAGUUUACAAUAUGUUUUAAAAUUACAUGAAUUCAUUAUAAGCAUGUUCACUAUAAGUGUGUUUUACUGUAAUAGGAUUGCAUAAAUAAUAUGGUUUGUGGAGUUUAUAGAAGAUGGGGCAGACCCAUGUCUUGUUAAUUGUGUUGAGAUUAUGCAGAGCUCUCCUUAGUAGGAAUAUAACUUGAACCUGAUGUCAAAAUAUCAUGUAAGUAUGAUCUGUUCAAGAUGUAUCUUUGAUCAUCUAAAGUGCAUUUUUGUCAUAACAUACUCUGUGACAGUUGUGAUGUUUUAAUUUCAAGUUGUGUAGACUUAAAAAAAAACAUUAUGAGAUCAAUGACAAAAAUUAGUGUAGUUUGCACAAAAGAAAGAGAAAAAGCCAAAGGACACAAAUCAUCAUUUAUGCCUUGUGUAUUGAAAUGGUAUGAACAGGUGCUCAUGAAAAGUUUUACAAAUCAAUCUAUUUUGAUAUUUUAUGUAACCUUGUUCAUUAAUUAAAAUAAAUCUUCUGUUGAUUGA
This is a messenger RNA of Saccostrea echinata, 1736 nucleotides long. RefSeq names its product protein canopy 4-like. The record is from RefSeq and is a predicted model, not a curated record. Gene Ontology annotation, molecular function: signaling receptor binding. Gene Ontology annotation, cellular component: endomembrane system. NCBI's taxonomy places the organism in Eukaryota, Metazoa, Mollusca, Bivalvia, Ostreida, Ostreidae. The transcript has 7 exons. Bases 54 to 755 code for a protein of 233 amino acids.